CCGCCGCCCCGAGCGCGGAGCCGGGGGAGCGGAGCCAGGGUUAGCGGCGCUGGUGGAAGAUGGCGAGAGGCUGGGGCGCGCGGCCGCCCUGGAGUCUGGGGAGCCUUCCGCUGUUCCUGUGCCUCCUGCUGCUAAGGAGCCCGGCCCAAGCGGCUCACAUCAAGAAGGCGGAGGCCACAACAACGACAAGCGCGGGCACCGAGGCGGCCGAGGGCCAGUUCGACCGCUACUACCACGAAGAGGAGCUGGGCUCGGCGCUGAAGGAGGCGGCGGCCGCGGGGCCCCCCGGCCUGGCCCGCCUCUUCAGCAUCGGCCGCUCGGUGGAGGGCCGGCCGUUGUGGGUCCUGCGUCUCACGUCCGGCCUGGGGUCGCUGCUCCCUAACGGCGACGCGGGGCCGGAUGCUGCGGGGCCCGACGCUGCGGGGCCGCUCGUGCCGGGCCGGCCGCAGGUGAAGCUGGUGGGCAACAUGCACGGCGACGAGACCGUGUCGCGCCAGGUGCUCAUCUACCUGGCCCGCGAGCUGGCGGCCGGCUAUCGGCGCGGGGAUCCGCGCAUCGUCCGCCUUCUCAAUACCACCGACAUAUACCUGCUGCCCAGCCUCAACCCCGACGGCUUCGAGCGCGCUCGCGAAGGCGACUGCGGCCUCAGCGACGGUGGCCCUCGCGGGGCCAGCGGCCGCGACAACAGCCGCGGCCGCGACCUCAACCGCAGCUUCCCCGACCAGUUCAGCACCGGCGGGCCCCCCUCCCUGGACGAGGUGCCAGAGGUGCGCGCCCUCAUCGAGUGGAUCCGCAGAAACAAGUUUGUGCUUUCUGGAAAUCUGCAUGGUGGCUCAGUGGUAGCAAGCUAUCCUUUUGAUGAUUCUCCAGAGCACAAGGCCACUGGAAUUUAUAGCAAAACCUCAGAUGAUGAAGUCUUUAAAUACUUGGCAAAAGCAUAUGCUUCAAACCAUCCCAUAAUGAAAACCGGUGAGCCUCAUUGUCCAGGAGAUGAAGACGAGACUUUCAAAGAUGGAAUCACAAACGGUGCACAUUGGUAUGAUGUAGAAGGUGGUAUGCAAGAUUACAAUUAUGUAUGGGCCAACUGUUUUGAGAUCACCUUAGAACUAUCUUGUUGCAAGUACCCACCUGCCUCACAACUUAAACAGGAAUGGGAGAACAAUCGUGAGUCUUUGAUCACAUUGAUUGAAAAGGUCCACAUUGGAGUUAAAGGAUUUAUUAAAGAUUCAGUAACCGGAUCUGGUUUAGAGAAUGCAACCAUCUCGGUGGCUGGUAUUAAUCAUAAUAUCACAACAGGCAGAUUUGGUGAUUUCCACAGAUUACUUGUUCCUGGAACUUACAACGUUACAGCAGCUUUAACUGGGUAUAUGCCCUCAACUAUUAGUAAUAUAGUGGUGAAAGAAGGACCAGCCAUAGAGGUGGAUUUUUCCCUCCAGCCAACUGUAACUAAAGUAAUCUCUGACCCGACUGAGGCUGUGGCAACUGCUAGCACAGUUGCUGUACCUAAUAUUCCUCCUGGAACAUCAUCUUCUCAGCAACCAAUUCAGCCAAAAGACUUUCACCAUCACCAUUUCCCUGAUAUGGAAAUCUUCUUAAGAAGGUUUGCGAAUGAAUAUCCUAACAUCACUCACCUUUAUUCAUUGGGAAAAUCAGUAGAGUCAAGAGAACUUUAUGUGAUGGAGAUAUCUGAUAAUCCAGGUGUCCAUGAACCAGGUGAACCAGAAUUUAAGUACAUUGGAAAUAUGCAUGGCAAUGAAGUGGUUGGAAGAGAACUGCUAUUGAACCUUAUUGAAUAUCUUUGUAAAAACUUUGGAACAGACUCUGAAGUCACAGAUUUGGUUCGUAGCACUAGAAUUCACCUUAUGCCAUCCAUGAAUCCUGAUGGCUAUGAAAAGUCCCAGGAAGGAGAUUCAACAAGUGUCAUUGGCAGAAAUAACAGCAAUAACUUUGACCUGAAUCGCAAUUUUCCAGACCAGUUUGUUCAGAUCACAGAUCCUACCCAACCAGAAACUAUUGCUGUAAUGAGUUGGAUGAAGUCCUAUCCAUUUGUACUGUCAGCAAACCUGCACGGAGGUUCUUUGGUGGUUAACUACCCUUUUGAUGAUGAUGAACAAGGAGUUGCCACGUACAGUAAAUCACCAGAUGAUGCUGUAUUUCAACAGCUAGCACUUUCUUAUUCCAAGGAAAAUUCCCAGAUGUUUCAAGGUAGACCUUGCAAGAGUAUGUACCCUAAUGAAUAUUUUCCUCAUGGAAUAACAAAUGGAGCUAAUUGGUAUAACGUCCCAGGAGGUAUGCAGGACUGGAACUAUUUGCAAACUAAUUGCUUUGAAGUAACUAUUGAACUAGGUUGUGUGAAAUAUCCAUUUGAGAAGGAUCUGCCAAAAUAUUGGGAACAGAAUCGAAGAUCUCUAAUCCAGUUUAUGAAACAGGUUCAUCAGGGUGUCAAAGGAUUUGUCCUGGAUGCCACAGAUGGCAGAGGCAUAUUAAAUGCCACCAUUAGUGUUGCCGAAAUUAAUCACCCAGUAACUACUUACAAAAGUGGAGAUUACUGGCGUCUUUUGGUUCCCGGAACUUACAAAAUCACAGCAUCAGCUCGAGGGUAUAAUCCAGUUACCAAGAAUGUGACUGUGAAGAGUGAAGGUGCUAUUCAGGUCAACUUCACACUUGUUCGAUCCUCAACAGAUUCAAACAAUGAAUCAAAGAAAGGAAAGGGGGACAGCGUCAGCCCUGAGGAGAACAGUGAUCCGACUACCAAGGAGUUUGAAGAUUUGAUUAAAGACCUUUCAGCUGAGAAUGGUUUGGAAGGCCUCAUGUUACCCUCCUCCUCAAAUCUUGCUCUUUAUCGAUACCAUUCAUACAAAGAUUUAUCAGAGUUUCUGAGAGGACUUGUAAUGAACUACCCACAAAUUACAAAUCUUACCAAUUUGGGACAGAGUGCUGAAUAUCGUCACAUUUGGUCCCUCGAAAUCUCCAAUAAGCCCAACAUAUCUGAGCCUGAAGAACCAAAGAUUCGUUUUGUUGCUGGUAUCCAUGGAAACGCUCCAGUUGGAACAGAACUGCUUUUGGCUCUGGCAGAAUUUCUCUGCCUGAACUACAAAAAGAACCCAGCUGUUACCCAAUUGGUUGACAGGACUAGGAUUGUGAUUGUCCCUUCUCUAAAUCCAGAUGGAAGAGAGAGAGCACAAGAGAAAGAUUGUACUUCAAAGAUAGGACAAGCAAAUGCUCGUGGCAAAGACUUGGAUACCGACUUCACAAAUAAUGCCUCCCAGCCAGAGACUAAAGCUAUCAUUGAAAAUUUGAUUCAAAAACAGGACUUCAGUCUUUCUGUGGCUUUAGAUGGUGGUUCUGUGCUAGUCACAUACCCAUAUGACAAGCCAGUACAGACAGUGGAAAAUAAAGAGACUCUGAAGCAUUUGGCAUCUCUUUAUGCAAAUAAUCAUCCAUCGAUGCACCUGGGUCAGCCUGGUUGCCCCAAUAAAUCAGAUGAGAAUAUUCCAGGAGGAGUAAUGCGUGGAGCUGAGUGGCACAGUCACCUGGGCAGUAUGAAGGAUUAUAGUGUCACCUAUGGCCACUGUCCGGAAAUCACAGUAUACACAAGCUGCUGCUACUUUCCUAGUGCAGCACAACUGCCUUCCUUGUGGGCAGAAAAUAAACGAUCUCUUCUUAGCAUGUUGGUGGAGGUUCACAAGGGAGUUCAUGGAUUUGUUAAAGAUAAGACUGGAAAACCAAUCUCUAAAGCAAUCAUUGUACUUAAUGAAGGAAUAAAAGUCCACACAAAAGAGGGAGGUUAUUUCCACGUUCUUUUAGCCCCAGGUGUACAUAACAUCAAUGCCAUUGCCGAUGGGUACCAACAACAACAUUCACAGGUCUUUGUGCAUCAUGAUGCAGCUAGUUCCGUGGUAAUAGUCUUUGACACAGACAAUCGGAUAUUUGGUUUGCCAAGAGAGCUUGUGGUAACUGUGUCAGGUGCCACCAUGUCUGCCUUGAUCCUAACAGCUUGCAUUAUUUGGUGCAUCUGCUCAAUCAAGUCUAACAGACACAAAGAUGGCUUUCAUCGGCUCAGGCAGCAUCAUGAUGAGUAUGAAGAUGAAAUUCGCAUGAUGUCAACCGGCUCCAAGAAGUCCCUCCUAAGCCAUGAAUUCCAGGAUGAAACAGACACUGAAGAGGAAACAUUAUAUUCCAGCAAACAUUGAAAAACACACUUUGCAUUAUCUCCUAGCAUAAGUACCAAGCAAAAUUAUAGUUCCUCUUGGGAGACACUGCAUUAAGAAGAUAAACUGUCUUGUUUCUACAAAGAGCUUUGGGAAGUUAACUUGCUAAAUUUGUAUUUUCUGUGAAUUUUGCUGGCAGUUUUGAACUUCCCUUCCUUAAAGUACUCUUAACCUUUAAAAAGAAAUCUGAUUUCUAUUUAUGCAGCAGAGAUGGGACAGCCACUUUGUUUUUCUUUUUAAUUUAAGAUAAGCUAUUUGGAGCUUAUGUAAUAAUGGCAUAAAGCCAACGAGUGGAUGUUGUAUUUUGCACAUAAGGUAUUUACUAGUGGCUUUAGGUUUUUUUUUCUUUACUUUAAAUGGCCAAAAGAAUCCAGAAACAUUAAGGCAGGGACAGCAGUCAGAAUCUGACAUAAAGCUUUAAAAACUCGAGGUUUUCUCAGCCUACUGAGGAGUGCUUUUCUCUAGUUAAAGAAAUAGCUGGAGUUUCUCUUAUUCAGGUUUAAUGGAGGUCGAAUUGAUUUUAAAACAAAUACAACAUUAGGAAAUGAAUAAAUAGGCUUCUGCAUUUGGCUUUCUACCUGUUCCAAGGCUAGAUCAGAACUGGUAGGCUGUGCUCUAAGCAGGAUUUCACUACCUCUCUUGUAAGGUUUAGCAGACUUCUAAAUAUUCCCAUUUUAAGGGAGAAUGUAAGGGAUUUGUUGCAAAAAGACCUAAAUGUCCACUUUAAUGGAGCUGAGAGGGCGAUCUAGCAAAAGCUAAAAAUCAUAUUGCCUAUCUUUUAACUUGGUAAAAACCCACAGGUGCUGCUGCUUUUAUCUGUGAAGCACUAGCUUAUUCUAGGAAUGCCUAAUUCUUUAAUAUUUCCUAAAUUUGAACCCUUUUCUAUGUUGUACACUUAAGGUUUUCAGAUGAUCCACCUGUCUACAAGAUCUGAAUUUUACUGAAAAUAUCUGGAGGUGUGGAAAAGACCUAUGUGCACAUUUUCUUAGCCUACAUUUGAACAUAAAAUAUCUAUACUUCAUGCUCCAACCCAAGCCUAUGCUCUAUAAUAGCAUACUAUUUUUGAAUAGCUUGGCCUGUCUUGUUCACAUAGGCCUCUGAAAGUGAUUGGGUUCUUUGUCCUAAUGUUUCAUUUGAUAGUCUCUUUUUGAUCAAUCAGUUUUGGUAAAAUUCAAUUGAAAGCUGUUAAAUAUGGCUCCCUCCAUUUAAAAAAAGCAUAAACCAUGAACUGCAGUGUUAUAUAACACCAUGGUAUGAAAGUGUCAUCUUCACUGCCAAUCAGGCAAAGACCAGAAAGAUUACAUUUUAUUGUGUUUAUCUUAUGCUAUUCGAUGGAAAAGAUGCUUUUUGUAAGUACAAGUCUUACCAAUGAUCUAAUGGUUUAAUACCUUUGAAUGUUUUAAUGGCCAAGUUGCUGCUGAACUUGUACUAAAUCAGGGGAUCAAAAAACUUGCUCUCAUCUUUUCAAACUAUAUUCUGUAUCCAUUAAUGUAUCAGUCAUCCUGGAGCUUUCCUGUGAAGACCUGGUGGUGCAAUGGUAGCACAUCGGAUUCCAAAGCCUUCAUGUAGAGUGGUUACCAUCCAUCCACCUAGUCAUUCAACCAGAUAUUGUGACAAAUGCAUCCAAAGUGGCUUUAUAAAAAAAAUUUUCUUCAAGAAUGGUGAAGUCAUCACAUUUGUUAAUAAGUAUCUGGAUAAAUCUGAGGAUUCAGCGUUAAGCCAUUUGGUAUUAAUUACGGUAUUACCAACUGAGUUAUGCCGCCUCACUCUCAUCCCACCACAUACAUGGAACAAGCUCGUGCAAUGCUAAUAGUGAAUGAAAUAUACAUGAUUUAAUUUCUUCUAAUCUUUUAUUUUUUCUUUAAGUGCGUAAUGUAUUGCUCUUUUUCAGCUUUAAUUUUAAGAGUACAAAGUCAGAAAACCACCAAGGGGCCUAUGAAUAUCUGGCCCUACUUAGAAUACAUACUAACAGCUAGAAAUGAAACAAAGUUUAAGUGACAGCCUUUGCUUUAGAAGCAUUGGUCUUCACUAGAUACUAUUUACAUUUACUUCUCUUGGAUUAAAAAUGUCUUUAAUAGUACAUGUCAGUGGCUGGAGGUCAUGCCAGCCAUGUGUGUAAAUUUUUUUUAAAGAAAUGAACAUACAAAUAGUUCUUUUAGCAAUUUUUCCUAAACAACAAUGAAAAUUCUGCUAUAAAUCUGAAAUCUUUAAUGAAUUUCUAAAUAAUGCAUUUAGCUAGAAACAAGGCCUUCUCAACUGGUGUUACCCCAUGAACGUGAAUGUACAUGACCCGUGUCUACUGAGACUGUGUUAUCAGCCCUGCUGUUUUAUUUGUGGAUCUGACCUAGUUUCAGACCACAGUAACGGCUUAAGGCGUUGAAGCCAUGGGGAAUGGGGAUGCAGUUCUUCAGUGUUUCUCUUAGACACUUUCCAUUUCCUUGGAAUCAUGGAGGCAAGUAAGUAUUACAGUAUUAAGAAAUUUGCCCAAAUCUGAAUUUACUAACAAGGCGUGGUUUUAGUCCCGAUGAUCAGUUUGUAAGCCACCUUCCUUCCCAGCUUCUUAUUUAAAAAAAACAAUGUGAUUGAGUAGGUAAUGUCAAAGUGUCUGCCUAUGUAAAUGUAUUUAUACUGAUUAUGUAGCUCAGUAAGAUGAGCCCAAAUAAUUUCAGAAGGAAACGCCCUUCGGUCUUGAUGUAUGUCAUAGAACACUUGGAUGGUGAGUGGGAUUCUAUCCAGUAGAGGAAUGCUUGCAAUGCUCAUUGAAGAAAUUUGCUUUGGGACCUUACGGUGUUCCAGAAAGGAAACGUAUUGUAUUAUUUGGCCCAGGGUGAUUGAUCGGUUAACCUUUGGUAACUUUAACCUGAAUGGGAUUGGCUGAAUUAAUUACUUUUGAAUUUAAAACUAAUUAUGAGUUGACAAAUAAAUAAAAGGUUAGUGUUUAUGUCUGAGCUUAUUGUGUUUCUGAGCUCACACCAGUUACUUAGUAAUCAUGUCCAUUUCUAUUUAUUCUCAGCAUUAAACAGUUUAAUCUUCUUGUUGCCAGAAAUGCACUUGUGCCAGGUUUUGCCCCUGCUGUAUUAGAUGCUUCUUGGCUAUGAAUGCUGUAAUAGUGCCCUAUGUUAUGGUUCUUUGGUGGAAUUGUUUUAAAAAGGAACAACCCAGCAUUUCCCCUAUAUUUUUUCAUUAUUGUUAUUACUAAAAAUUCCAUUAUUAUUGAUGUUUAAUGAUUUUCUGCCUAGUAACUUUUUGAUAACUAUUUGAAUUUCUGAUUUGUUUUAAUUAGAGCAGAUUUUUAGAGGGUGAUUAAGGUCCUUGAUUAACGUGAACUGAACUUGGAUUUCUAGUUCAAUAGGAAAUCUCUCCUAAGACCCAUUUCUCCUAUUUUUAGCAAUAAUUCAUUAGUGAUUCCACUGUAUUACCCUGGUUGAUUUUGAUUUGACAAAAUACAUUAAGAAAUUUGACAGUAGACUACCAUUUUGAGGCAAUUGGAUAUCAGUUGUAUAAAUACGUAUGAUUAUGGUUUUUAUAAAUGGCAUAAGUUUACUAACCGCAUUCUGCUGGCCAUGCUGCAGAUAUUCUGGAGAUAUGACAUAAUGGUAUUUUUUAAUGAUUAGAUUAAAAAUCAACUUUUCAUCUCUCCAUUUUUUUCCAGAGUGAUACUGCUCAGCUCCAGAGCAUCUAUAGCUAUUUAUAUGAGGUGUUCAGCACCCAUUCAUCUCAAGUGCUUCAGUCAUUGGUUUGUUUCAUGCACUGUGCCUUCAAAAUGAAUUUUUUAAAAGGGAUUUUACAUGUAGUUGAAUAGUAGUUUUAAAAGGUCAAUCUGUGUAAUUUAUGUGAAAUCUAACUGUAAUGAGGUUCUUUCUGUUUUUUAUAUGUAAACAAUCUACUAAUCCUGUAUAAAAGUUAUUUUA
Nycticebus coucang (slow loris) is the source of this 8122-nucleotide messenger RNA. RefSeq names its product carboxypeptidase D (gene CPD). The record is from RefSeq and is a predicted model, not a curated record. Bases 60 to 4193 code for a protein of 1377 amino acids. Lineage: Eukaryota; Metazoa; Chordata; Mammalia; Primates; Lorisidae. Gene Ontology annotation, molecular function: zinc ion binding; metallocarboxypeptidase activity. Gene Ontology annotation, biological process: proteolysis. The transcript is spliced from 21 exons.